UACGUCACUUUGAGCGCGGGGUUUGUUGUUGGCGGAACUUAUUUCUUUUACAGCUCUUAUCUUGCAUUUUUUGACAGUUUUUUGCACUUUAUUUGACAUGUAUUACGUAUUUUACGAUCAAAACAGUAACGCAAAUGUGUAACCAUUUGUGGACGUGUUUUUAAGACGUUAAUUUCGGGAUAUUUGCACUUUUAAAUCGACAGAAACGAUGGAGGUAGUUCCUGUUCACACUGAAACCAUCAUCAGCACAGAGGAAUGCCUCAAACCUGAACGAACAAACAGGAGAAGUAAAGUUUCAAGAGAUGUAGAAACAGACAUUGAGCUCCUUUACAAAGCUGUUCCUCAAAUUGGGAAAGUGUUCCGCAUCAUUGAUAAAAUUGGAGAAGGUACCUUUAGCUCCGUUUACCUGGGAGAGGCCCAGAUGCAUGAUAGGAGUCGACAGAAAUUUGCCCUCAAACAUCUGAUUCCCACAAGCCACCCGACGCGGAUCGCUGCAGAGCUCCAAUGCCUCACCGUUGCCGGAGGCAGAGAGAAUGUGAUGGGAGUGACGUACUGUUUCAGAAAAGAGGAUCAUGUGGUGAUCGUGAUGCCCUACCUGGAGCACAGAGCCAUAGUGGACAUCAUCAGCUCUCUCAGCUUUGAGGAAGUCCGUCUCUACAUCUACAACCUGCUCAGAGCUCUGAAGCACAUUCACCAAUUUGGGAUCAUCCACCGAGACAUAAAACCAAACAACUUCCUCUACAACAGGAAGACCAAAGAAUACGCCCUGGUAGACUUUGGCCUGGCACAGGGCACUGCGGACACACAGAUCGACCUCCUGAAGGACUUAUCAGGCCUUCGUAAAGUGCAGCGGCCGGUGUUUGGAGAGAGGAACAUGAACAGCUGUACCCUGGUCUCUGCCACCACCAAAGCCUCAUCUGCUCAAACUGAAUUGGUGAAGGUUGUAAAAGCAGAGGACCCAGCCAAUCGCAGGUACUCGUCGACUGGCCGUGGCUCCUCCCUCAAGACUCAGGGAGCCAAUCAGAAGCCUCAGAGAGCUGUGCCUCUCAGUGCUACCUGUAGCUGCUACAAUACUGACCGCGUCUGUAACAUUUGUUUGUCCAGAAAGCAGCAGAUCGCUCCUCGGGCUGGGACUCCAGGCUUCAGGGCUCCAGAGGUCCUCACCAAGUGUCCAAACCAAGGCACAGCCAUAGACGUGUGGUCGGCUGGGGUGAUCCUGCUGUCUCUGCUCAGCGGGAGGUAUCCGUUCUUUAAAGCCAGCGACGACCUCAUCGCUCUGAGUCAGAUCAUGACCAUACGUGGAUCCAGAGAGACCAUCCAGGCAGCCAAAGCAUUCGGUAAAUCCAUAGUAUGUAGCCGGGAGCUGCCUCGUCAGGACCUCCGAGUGCUGUGUGAGACGCUCAGAGCGCGCAGACCGUCCCCUGAUGACGAUGAUGUCACACCUCUGCCUCAACACAAUGGCGCCAUCUCCCGAAAACCAUCAAUACCAGAAGACACGCCCACUCACCGCCCCGCAAUCAAACAAGAGGACAGUUAUGAGCACACGCCUCUGCACACGGAGCGCACAGAGGCGGUUACCAUGGAGACGGAGAAGGAAGAGGAGGGGGGAUGGGGCAGGGUUCCAGAUGAGGCGUACGACCUUCUGGACAGACUGUUGGAGCUGAAUCCUGCCACAAGGAUCACAGCGGCAGAUGCACUCACACACCCACUGUUUACAGAUCUGAGACCGCUAACCUGAGGGACUGGUGUGAAUGACGGCUGAGAUCACUGACUUGAGACGUGUCAUAAGUGGACAAGCUAGUGCUUUAGUAGAGGUUUACAAUUUAAACUGAAGUAACUAGAAACAAUAUUCUUAAUUGACAUGCAUAUUAGGGCUGCACAAUACAUCACAAAAGUAUUGACAUUCCAGUUUUGGCAAAUGCACCUAUCAGUAUCACAACACCGAAGAUUGAGCUGAGAAAAUAUUGGCGUUUUAAUAGAAAAUGUACAAAAAUGCAGAUAAUGGGUUUCCUUAAAAGUGCACUAUGUAACUUUUCUGAUGCCGGGUCCUCCACCUAACCGUUUUCACAGAGAUGUUGCCAUUUCUCCAUACAGACAAAUAAAUGAGGUUACCAGGCCAAGUUAAAAGCCAGAUCUGGGGAGGCGAGCCCAGAGUUUAAUGCCAUACUGUGGAACAUUCUAGGCAAAACAAUAACUCCAACUAGUACUGUGUAUUUUUUAUAAAUCCUAAAUUAACUUCAGUACACACAAUAAAAGUCUAAUCUUGUGCAGCCCUAAUACAUUCACAGUUGACCAGUCAGGCUUCAAUCCUUGUCAGAAACAGCACCAGGGGUUGGUCGACUCAAAUCUUAACGCUGGCUAAGAGAAUUGGAGAAAAGGGUCAGUUGUUAAAGAGAGGUGAAAUUCCUCUUCAGAGCUGGACAUGCCUCUGCCCCUGAGACCUGAGACCUGCUGCUGGUACAGUCACCAAACUGGAUUUAUUUACAAUUACCUCUUUCUGUAGGCUUCCCCCUCCUGCCAUCCCCCUUACUCCACCAAAAACAUAAUUAUAUUCCAGCUCAAAUAAUAAUUAGGACAUUAACUAAAAAAGUCAAAGCUUUAAAUGGCCUUUACAACACUCUUUACUUAUACGCUGGUCUUACUUCUAGUGUACCUAUCACAUAACAUUGAUUAACUUUGAAAUGAUAAGCUUUUUUCAAUGUUACAGACUUUUCUAAUAAACAGAUGUUUCAAAAUCC
Molecule: messenger RNA, 2738 nt
Organism: Boleophthalmus pectinirostris (great blue-spotted mudskipper)
Lineage: Eukaryota; Metazoa; Chordata; Actinopteri; Gobiiformes; Gobiidae
Gene: cdc7
Product: cell division cycle 7 homolog (S. cerevisiae)
Exons: 12
Coding region: 209-1738 (509 amino acids)
Biological process (GO): mitotic DNA damage checkpoint signaling; protein phosphorylation
Cellular component (GO): nucleus
Molecular function (GO): protein serine/threonine kinase activity; ATP binding
Source: RefSeq, a predicted model, not a curated record